This is a messenger RNA of Anopheles coustani, 1625 nucleotides long. RefSeq names its product 4-hydroxybenzoate polyprenyltransferase, mitochondrial (gene Coq2). The record is from RefSeq and is a predicted model, not a curated record. The transcript has 2 exons. Gene Ontology annotation, cellular component: mitochondrial inner membrane. Gene Ontology annotation, biological process: ubiquinone biosynthetic process. Lineage: Eukaryota; Metazoa; Arthropoda; Insecta; Diptera; Culicidae. The coding region runs from base 216 to 1538 and encodes 440 amino acids.
AUAUCGCAAUUAUAUGUUGAAUAACCAUUGCGCGGUUCUCGUGGUGCAGUGAAGAUAGUAAUUUUUAUCGUAUUUACAGAAAACCAAUUGUUCUGAAUGUACGUCGAGCGCAAUGUUCCGAACGAUGUGAGGCACCAUAGCAAAAAUCGCCAUACUUGCAUCCCAUCGUUUGCAGCAGACAACAAUUCGACGUACCACCGAUCCGCCACACAGCGAUGAUACGAAGGAUAGUUUCCAAAGGGGUCACCAUCGUCGUCCCUCGCCAAGGAUGGACAUGGAUACAGCCAGCAAGCAUAACGUUAACAGUGUAUCACCCAAAGCGAACCAUACAUGUACCAGUGGGCCGGACGACGAAGGUAGUUCCGCCGGUGCUAACACCGGCAUUGCCAACACUUGCAACAUCGCGAAGGCAUACCUCCGGCAGAGGAAACGAUAACGGAAGGAAACCACUCUUCCAUGCCGACAAAUUGCAAACGAUACCAAAAACUAUUGGCAUACUCCCUGGCCGGGGUGUUGCAAGUGAUAAUAGCGAUAAGAAAAAUGUUCGAUCGGAGCGCGAAACAACCGGCAACUGGUUGCAUCGGAUUUCGCCGUACGCAAGGCUAAUGCGUAUCGAUCGGCCCAUCGGUUCAUGGCUUCUGUUUUGGCCGUGCGGAUGGAGUAUCGCACUCAGUGCACCCGCGGGUUGCUGGCCGGAUCCGCUGAUGUUGGGGUUAUUCGGCGUUGGAGCGUUCGUCAUGCGGGGAGCUGGUUGUACUAUCAACGAUCUAUGGGAUCGCGACAUAGAUGCCAAAGUGGAACGCACGCGAAAUCGACCUCUCGUGUCCGGGGAAAUCGCCCCCUUCGACGCACUCGUGUUCCUUGGCGGUCAGCUGGGACUUGGACUCUUAGUUUUGCUGCAAUUGAACUGGUACUCGAUAUUGCUGGGGGCCAGCUCGUUGGGUCUAGUCAUCGUUUACCCACUAAUGAAACGAAUCACCUAUUGGCCGCAACUAAUGCUCGGUGCCACCUUCAACUGGGGUGCACUGCUGGGUUGGGGUGCAACGCAAGGCCACGUCGAGUGGGCCGCCUGUUUACCUCUGUACGCUGCCGGUGUAUGCUGGACGAUUGUUUACGAUACGAUAUACGCCCAUCAAGACAAGGUGGACGAUAUGCUGAUUGGAAUUAAAUCAACCGCCCUGAGAUUCGGAGACAACACCAAACUGUGGCUCACCGGAUUUACGACAACGAUGCUAGGAAGCCUGGUAACUGCUGGAUUGGUGUGUGAUCAAACGUGGCCAUACUAUACCUCGAUUGGGCUGAUAGCAGCCCACCUAGCCCACCAGAUUCACUCUCUAAAUAUCCACAAUCCAACCGAUUGUGCUUCAAAAUUCAUUUCGAACCAUCAGGUGGGACUUAUUCUUUUUCUUGGCAUCGUGCUCGGUACAUUGUACAAAAAGAAUAGUGAAGAUAAAGCGAAAACAUUGCUGAACAGCACUUCCGCCAGUAGCAGCCAAUUAAGUGCUACCGUAACUGGGACAAGAAAUAUUGCUGUUUAAACACUACGGCUCUGCUUCCUCUGUGUACCUUCAUUUGCAUCGUUUUAAAAAGGUUAAAUAUAAAGCUAAGGCGUACAAUUUAUAUAA